AUGAGCGUGGCAUGCUACUACGUUCUUGCAAAGCCCGUAGCGGAGCUCGUUGGGUACUACUUGGCUAGCCUGCAACUCGUGCUAUGCAAGGUCCUAAUGCACGGGGACAACGUCAAGUUCAGGGAUCGGCGAGAAGCAACGGCAGAACUGCGAGCAGCGCAAGACCCGUGGAGACCCCGAGAGGAGCAAAGGAGAAAGGCUGAAUGUCAUUGCCCUCUGCCUUUUCUCUACUGCCUUGAAG
Eimeria necatrix is the source of this 241-nucleotide messenger RNA. RefSeq lists its product as hypothetical. The annotation marks the transcript as partial. The transcript has 2 exons. The record is from RefSeq and is a predicted model, not a curated record. NCBI's taxonomy places the organism in Eukaryota, Apicomplexa, Conoidasida, Eucoccidiorida, Eimeriidae.